Umbelopsis ramanniana AG is the source of this 568-nucleotide messenger RNA. RefSeq lists its product as uncharacterized. The transcript is spliced from 3 exons. Lineage: Eukaryota; Fungi; Mucoromycota; Umbelopsidomycetes; Umbelopsidales; Umbelopsidaceae. The record is from RefSeq and is a predicted model, not a curated record. Gene Ontology annotation, cellular component: mitochondrial intermembrane space. The coding region runs from base 40 to 318 and encodes 92 amino acids. Gene Ontology annotation, biological process: mitochondrial respiratory chain complex IV assembly.
CCCAGUUUUUUUUUCCACUCAUUUCAUCCAUCAUUCAUAAUGAGUUACGGUCGUCCUCCAGGUGUUGAAUCCUUCUCUGGAAAGCCUCCCGCUCUUGGAAGCUUUCCUCUAGAUCACGAAGGUGAAUGCAAGGAUUUCAUGAAGGAAUAUAUCAAAUGCCUCAGAGCAAACAAGAACAACAAUGGAGCCUGUCGCGAGUUCUCUCGGGCUUAUCUUCAAUGCCGAAUGGACAACGGUUUGAUGGCGCAGGAUGACAUGAAAAACCUCGGAUAUCAAGACGCUAGCAAACAACCAGCCAGCGGAGAGCCCAAAACAUGAGCACACACAGUUACGAAGUGUGUGUAGAACGAAAAAGCUUACUGUGAGCAUAGUACAGUAUCUUGUGUAUCAUAGCCCCCGUUCAGUUGGUAGUAGAAUCAUUUCUUACAACGUAGUCCAUGUAAAAUGUGAAGCCUGAAGAGACAAUCUAAAAGCAUAGAUAAGAUUAGCCCAUAGAAGUGUCAUUCUUAAUAGAAUUUGAAAAACUGUUGCAUACCCAUCCAACACUGCUCAAUAUCCAGUCUGAGAA